CUGGGACCUCUGUGUAUUUUCUGAUUGAUACUCUUUGUUUUGCCUUCACCUCCUCUUUUGUGGGGGAACAGGUUAGCCCUCCCCCGGGUUCCUCUUGCUGCAACUUUCAUCUUCCCUGCAUCCAGGCUGUGAAGAUGGAAAGGGUCCAACCCCUGGACGAGAAUGUGGGAGAUGUGCCAAGGCUGAGAUUCGGGAGGAACAGUCUAUUGCUGGCGACCUCUGUGAUUCAGUGGCUGGGCUUGCUGUUGUGCCUAACCUACAUCUGCCUGCACUUUUAUGCUUCUGAGGUGCCACCUCAGUAUCCUCCAAUUCAAAGUAUCAGAGUACAAUUUACCAGGUGUGAGAACAAGAAAGGUUUCAUCCUCACAUCCCCAAACAACCAGGAAACCAUGAAGGUGCAAGACAACUCCAUCAUCAUCAGCUGUGAUGGGUUUUAUCUCAUCUCCUUGAAGGGCUACUUCUCCCAGGAGGUCAGCCUCACCCUUUUAUACCGGAAGGGCUGGGAGCCCCUCCUCUCCCUGACUAAAGUCAGGUCUAUCAACACUGUCACAGUGGCCUAUCUGGCUUUCAAAGACAAAGUAUACUUGAAUGUGAGCACUCAUAAUACCUCCUGUGAAGACAUCCAGGUGAAUGGUGGGGAACUGAUUCUCAUCCAUCAAAAUCCUGGUGAAUUCUGUGUCCAGUGAGGAUCUGAUGGCGGCACCUAGGCCAAGCACCAGCAUGAAGCCAAGCUGGGACUGGACAGGAGACUGAUCUUCCUUGUGAGUGGAGGAGAUGCCCCAGCCCAGCACCCCCAUGGCCACAUGAGAUGUGACCAGAAGCAGAUGACACCUUCUCCUCAGGGAUAUUUAAAACUUCUUUUGCAUAUCAAUUAACCUUAUUUAUCCUAAUAUCGUUUAAAUCACCUUGCCCUUCUCCCCAUGACUGCCUGGACCCCAUUAGGCACCUUUGUGGGAUUGAGGAAAUAAGUGCCUCUUCCUCAAAGCACAUUGUUUUCAUUGGUCAGGAAAUCAUCAUAAUCAACUCACUUCAUUGGAAAAGGCACUUGACGGCCAUUGACUGAAAUUCAAUAUUUGACCUUGUCAAAA
Molecule: messenger RNA, 1088 nt
Organism: Trichechus manatus latirostris (Florida manatee)
Lineage: Eukaryota; Metazoa; Chordata; Mammalia; Sirenia; Trichechidae
Gene: TNFSF4
Product: TNF superfamily member 4
Exons: 3
Coding region: 135-686 (183 amino acids)
Biological process (GO): positive regulation of cytokine production; immune response; inflammatory response
Cellular component (GO): membrane
Molecular function (GO): cytokine activity; tumor necrosis factor receptor binding
Source: RefSeq, a predicted model, not a curated record